AUGAGGAAUGUGGUCAUUUUGUGGCUUGCCACAACGGUUGUGGUUGAGGGUCAAGUUUCGAGGUGGAAGAAACCUCCACCGCAACCUUCGAGGUAUUUUGUUAACGUGGUAAAUGGACUAAGCUACCACAGUUUGGAUGUGCAUUGCCAAUCCAAGGACGAUGAUUUGGGAUAUCAUCAUUUGGUUAACCAUGGAGAUUAUUUUCAAUGGAACUUUGAAGAAAACUUCUUUGGAACAACCUUGUUUUGGUGUAGAUUGGAGAAGUCAGAUGCAUAUGUCGCUUUUGAAAGCUUUUGGCCCGAGUCAACAAACCGUUGGCUUCGUGAUAGAUGUGGGAAUCAAGGAACUUGUGUUUGGAUUGCUAAAGAUGAUGGAAUUUAUUUAAGAAAUAUACCUGUUAAUGUUGAUGAAUUAGUUCAUAAAUGGAUCUCUAAGUAA
Molecule: messenger RNA, 438 nt
Organism: Cucumis melo (muskmelon)
Lineage: Eukaryota; Viridiplantae; Streptophyta; Magnoliopsida; Cucurbitales; Cucurbitaceae
Product: S-protein homolog 74-like
Exons: 1
Coding region: 1-438 (145 amino acids)
Source: RefSeq, a predicted model, not a curated record